GCAGCCCGGUCGGCAGCAACGCAGCCCGCCGCGAUGUCGCGCUCCUUCUAUGUGGACUCCUUAAUCAUCAAGGACUCCUCGAGGCCGCUGCCGGCCCUGCCCGAGCACCACCACCACCACGGCCAGGACUUCUUCAUCCCCCUCGGCGUGCCGUCCCCCCUCGUCAUGUCGGUGGCGGGCCCGGGAUGCCCGUCCCGCAAGAGCGGGGCCUUCUGCGUCUGCCCGCUCUGCGUCACCUCGCACCUGCACUCCUCCCGCGGGGGGGGCGGCGGCGGCGGCGGCGGCGGCGGCGGUGGCGGCGGGGCCAUCCCGCUGCUCAAGGGCCAGUUUCCCCCUGCCGCGGCCGCCGCCGCCGGCGAGGCCCAGUGCUGCCCGCGGGGCAGCCCCGCCGCCCCCCCUCCGCAGCCCCCGCCGCCCGCCGUGCCCGCCGCCGCCCUGGGGCACCCGCCGCAUCACCCCCCCGCCUGCGCGGCCACCGCCUACAGCGUCAGCGACCCGCGGAGGUUCCACUGCCUCGGCAUGGGAGGGUCCGAUUCCAGUCAGAUCCAGAACGGGAAGAGGAUGCGGACGGCGUUCACCAGCACGCAGCUCCUGGAGCUGGAGCGGGAGUUCUCGUCCAACAUGUACCUGUCCCGGCUGCGCCGCAUCGAGAUAGCCACGUACCUGAACCUCUCCGAGAAGCAGGUGAAGAUCUGGUUCCAGAACCGCCGCGUCAAGCACAAGAAGGAGGGCAAAGGCGCCCCGCGGAGCUCUCACGGCGGCUGCAAGUGCGGCACGGGCCAGGGCCACUUCCCCAGGUCGGAGGACGAGGAGUCCCUGUCCCCAUCCUCGGCCACCGAGGAGAAGGAGAUCUCCCCGCUCUGAAUCGGCGGGGACACCUCGGGCGACGCCGUCGGAGCCCGCGGGCAGAGGCCGUCGGUGUGCUCAGCGGUGGGAGUUCAGCCACGGCGCUGUGUGCGGACCCUGGGACGGGCACCUGCCCUGCCCGGCUCGGAGCGCGGACCCGGCCAGGAGGUCUUCCCUGCCUCUCCCCGGAGCGGUAUGAAGGAAGAAAAACCCUCCCGAAGUAUUUGGGACCGAUAGCCGAGACUUUAAAACCUGAAAAGAACUCGUAGGCUGAGAACCUCCUGGACGAACUUUCUGAAAGUGAAUAAGGAAGGCAAUAAAGCACCGGUCGCUUGGGUUCGGGC
Gallus gallus (chicken) is the source of this 1190-nucleotide messenger RNA. RefSeq names its product GS homeobox 2-like. Gene Ontology annotation, molecular function: DNA-binding transcription factor activity, RNA polymerase II-specific; sequence-specific double-stranded DNA binding. NCBI's taxonomy places the organism in Eukaryota, Metazoa, Chordata, Aves, Galliformes, Phasianidae. The coding region runs from base 34 to 864 and encodes 276 amino acids. The record is from RefSeq and is a predicted model, not a curated record. Gene Ontology annotation, biological process: regulation of DNA-templated transcription. Gene Ontology annotation, cellular component: nucleus. The transcript has 2 exons.